Bipolaris maydis ATCC 48331 is the source of this 2711-nucleotide messenger RNA. The record is from RefSeq and is a predicted model, not a curated record. Lineage: Eukaryota; Fungi; Ascomycota; Dothideomycetes; Pleosporales; Pleosporaceae.
AUGGCUCCAUACCUGAACGACGAAGAAAACGUUCAGCAGCCAUACGGCGACUGGAGGGAUGAGUUUUAUGAGAAGGGAUAUGUGGUACUCAAGGGUGUAGUUCCCAAGGAGCGAGCGUUGAAGUACCGGAACAAAAUGAUCGACUGGCUCGGCACAUUCCCCAACGACUUCGAUAUCAACAAACCAGAGACAUGGACGAAGGAAAACUUGCCCCAAAGCUUCAAGAACGGCAUGUACCUCAACUUCUGUGCUGCACACGAGAAAUAUGUCUGGGAGGCUAGGCAGGAACCGGGCGUUCUGGCUGCUUUUGAGAAGCUCUGGAACACAAAUGAGCUCAUUGUAUCUUAUGACACCAUCAAUCUCACACUACCAAACGCCGGAAAAAUGGGCGGCUCCAAACCAUGGCCACACGUCGAUCAGGCGCCUGAGCGACAGGGCUUGUCCUGCGUACAAGGCAUCAUCAAUCGUAAGUUCUCGUCUUUUCAGAUAACCCCACAGCUUACUAACAGUAAACUCCCAGUGUCUGAGGCUGGACCUAAAGAUGGAGGCCUGGUAGUCAUGGAAGGCAGCGCUAAGCUCUUCGACAAGUUCUUCAAGGAGCACCCACCGGACCGAACCAAGGGCCCAUUGGCAGCCCUUCAUUACGAUUUCUACCCCUUCCAGGACUCCGAUGUGAAGUGGUAUGAGGAUCGUGGCUGCAAAUCGGUCAAGGUUUGCGCCGAACCUGGUGACUUGAUCCUUUGGGAUUCACGGCAGAUGCAUUACGCUGUAUACCCUGAAACGGACACCAUCCGCACCAUCAUAUACGCCUGUUACACACCAGCGGCCAUGGCAUCCAAAGAGGAUUUGGAGAAGAAGAAGGAAAUCUUCGAGAAAUGGGAAGCAACAACACAUUGGCCGCACAUCAACAUCUAUUCACAAGGCAAAGCCAUGUGGUGCAAUGUCCACCCUCGGCAUUUGGGCACUACAAAUUGCGGACGACGCCAUGUAGUUGACGCUCAUCAACGCCCUCUCAUCAUGGCUGCUCACGACCCCAAGUCCGAGGCCAGCGCUCACAUUGAAAUUAUUGAUGCGCACAAAAAGGCUGCGAAACCCGUCGUGGGUACCGUCAAGCUCUUCGAUGACGACGGCAUCGUUCUCAUCCCGACUCCGACCAGAGAUCCCAAUGGUGAGCCACAGCCAAGCGGAUAUCCUCUAAAUCUUCCGACAUGGCAAAAGUAUCUCAUCCUUGUCAUAGUCGGCCUCUUCGCAGCGUCCGCCAACCUCAUGGCAAGCGGAAUCAGUGCCAUUCUGCCUAUAGUAAAAGCGUCAUACCAUGGAGAUCCAAAGACAAGUGACCUCGCGACUUGGCCGGCAUUCUUCAUGGGUGUCGGAAACCUAAUUGCGAUCCCGGUUGCUCAUGCUGUCGGGCGAAGGCCAGUGUACCUCAUGUCGACAAUUGUCUUGUCUUUCGGCUGCCUCUGGUGCGCAUGCAGCGGCAGCUUGGCCUCGCAUAUUGCCGGGAGAGACAUCAUGUCCAUCGCUGCAGGCCAAGCUGAAGCACUCUGUCCUAUCAUUGUGCAAGAGAUUUUCUACUUGCACGAAAGAGGAAAUGUGAUUGCUUGGUUCUGCGCACUCCAGACGCUUGGUACGGCAGCGCUAAUUGUUUCGAGCUCGUACCUUGCAAAUGAUCUUGGCUGGAGGUGGUGGUAUGGCGUCUUUGGCUGCCUAAGUGGAGCUAUCGCUGUUCUCAGUAUCAUCUUUGUUGCCGAAACAAAGUACGAGCGCACGCUGGAAGCACUGACUGGCGAAGGUAUCGAUGAGGAUGGAACGCUAGUUCCAGUGACGACAAACACUAAGCACAUGCUACCCUGGAAAGGCCAUGCAAACUGGUCGGAAGCAAUCACCUGCUGGAAGCAGAUGAUCCAGAUCAUCUGGUUUCCCAACAUUCUUUGGCUGUCCUUGAUCAACUCUGUGACUCUCGGCAUCUAUGUGCUCAUGUCAGCACUAUUUGCCGGUAUCCUGGUACAGCCCCCAUACCUGUGGAACUUUGAUAUGCUUGGCUACGUGUUCGCUGGACAAGUCGCUACUGCCGUCGCGGUUCCUUUCUUCUGCGGAUACUUGAGCGACUUGGUAGUCAAAAUUCUGAGCAAGAGGCAUAACGGCGUCAGUCAACCCGAGUAUCGUUAUAUUGCCCUCAUCAUCCCACUAUUAUCCACACUCAUAUCGACAAUCAUUUUCGGCAUGACUGCGCAGAACCCCAAGGAUUGGAGCUGGGCAGGUAUCGCUGUUACACUCAACUUUGAGUACUUUGGCUUCGUUGGUGUCGUCGUAUCCAGUUUCGUCUACUGCAUGGAUGCCUACCCUCAACGUAUUGACGCAGCCCUUGUUCUCAUCUGCUCUCUGAGAGGUUUCAUCGGCUUCGGAAUCUCAUUUGGCACUGUCAGCUUUGUGGAGAAGGCCGGGUAUGAAGGCGCAUUUAAUAUCUGCGCAGGUAUCGUGGCAGCCUCGAUGGGUCUGGGUAUUCCUAUAUACUUCUUUGGCUCAAAGAUCCGUGCCAUUACCCAAAAGUAUGCUCAGGAUGAUUGAGUAUUGUUCGGACGUUACCUAGGUGUGUUUGGCAAAUUGUUAGUUUAUAGCGUGACAAAGCAGGUGACUGGCAUUGAGGAGCUGUUGUAUAUAUAUAUGUAUCUCUCUAAAUAGAGUCAUGAGAAAUGAACUCCAUAUUUGAA